AUGGCAUACAAAGGCGCGACCCCCAGCACGACAUCCCUCCCGGUGUCCCCGCGCAUCGUCGCGUUCUACGAGCGCUUCUACGCCGUCUCCGACAACCCGGACCUCCAUGAAGAAUACGCCAGAUCGCUCACGCCGACGGCGACGCUGACGAUGGGGACACGCACGGCCAAGGGCUACGACGAGAUCCUUGCAGUGCGCAAGGCGAUCUGGGCCGGGCCCAUCAUCAGCCGCAAGCACGUGCUCGAGAAGAUCUUCCCGUUCAGCGAGAACGAGGUCAUGGUCUAUGGGACCGUCACGUACGGGUUGAAGAAUGGCAAGGAGGUCGUCGUUGAGUGGGCCGGGAGAACGGUUUUCGAGGACCAGGGCGGUGACGAUGGUUUGAAAAUGAAGUUUUAUCAGGUUUAUCUUGAUAGUGCACCUGUCGCGAAUGCUGCAAAGGAAUAG
Messenger RNA from Exophiala bonariae, 444 nucleotides. RefSeq lists its product as uncharacterized. Bases 1 to 444 code for a protein of 147 amino acids. The record is from RefSeq and is a predicted model, not a curated record. Lineage: Eukaryota; Fungi; Ascomycota; Eurotiomycetes; Chaetothyriales; Herpotrichiellaceae. The transcript has a single exon.